AUGAAGUCAUUCGUUACCUUUGCGGGCUUGGCCUUUGCCAGCUUCGCUGCCGCUGGCCCCUGCAGGCCUCGCACAACCACUACUGCUGCUGCCGUCUCUUCCUCCACCGAGAUCGCUUCCUCCACUGCUACUGAGACUGCUGCCGUUUCUACCAGCACGGACUACUCCGUCCCUGUCGUCUCUGAGAGCUCCACUCUCGCUACAGUGAUUGUCUCGGAGACUAGCGCUACUGAGACAAGUGCUGGUGAGACAGGCACCACCACUGCCGAGACAAGUGCUGCCGGUACUACUACCGCUGAGACAAGCGCUGCUGAGACCACCGCUGAGGGUACCACCACCGCCGCUGAGACUACCACUGCUGCCGAGGACACUACAACCGCUGAGGGUACCACCACCGCCGCCGAGACUACCACCGCCGCUGAGACCACUACUGCUGAGCCUACUACGACCGAGGCCACCACCACUGAGGCCGAAAACACCUCUGGUACCGCCACAGAGACCACCACGACUGCUGAGCCUACUGCAGACCAGUCUUGCUCAAACGCCGGCCUUCAGUAUGCCAUCUACACCCACCAGUUCCACAACUCCAAUCCUCCUCACUUCUCCGCCUUCAACCCUACCUUCUUCCAUACUGCCACUCCUACCUACGAGGGUGAGACCACUCGCAUCGGCAUCACUCCCGGCACACCCUCCGGCUCUGUCUUCGCCAUCUACGACAACAGCCCCGCACAGCUCUGGCAGUACAAGGCCGUCAACCACCAGGCAUUCCUCUACGCCCCCGAGACUGGUGACUACACGGUUACCAUCCCUAACUCUGAUGAGAUCACCCUCAUCUGGUUCGGCACCAAGGCUAUCUCAGGCUGGACUCGUGCCAACGCGGAUCUCGAGCAGGACUACCCCGGUGGCACUUCCAAGACUUUUACCAUUCACCUCACUGCUGGCACUUAUACUCCCUUCCGACUUCUCUGGGCCAAUGCUCAGGGUGAUCUCAACUUCAUCGCUGAGGUCCAGGCUCCUGAUGGAACUGUCAUUGUCAAUGGUGAUGGUAGCGAUAACAGGUACUUUGUUCGCUUCGCUUGUGAUGAGAGCACGCCUUCUUUCCCUCCUUUCGGCGACAAUGGAGAUUAUUAA
This is a messenger RNA of Fusarium subglutinans, 1131 nucleotides long. RefSeq lists its product as uncharacterized. Bases 1 to 1131 code for a protein of 376 amino acids. The record is from RefSeq and is a predicted model, not a curated record. The transcript has a single exon. NCBI's taxonomy places the organism in Eukaryota, Fungi, Ascomycota, Sordariomycetes, Hypocreales, Nectriaceae.